Agrilus planipennis (emerald ash borer) is the source of this 1335-nucleotide messenger RNA. Its product is annotated as lipoyltransferase 1, mitochondrial-like. Bases 91 to 1194 code for a protein of 367 amino acids. The record is from RefSeq and is a predicted model, not a curated record. Gene Ontology annotation, molecular function: lipoyltransferase activity. The transcript has 4 exons. Gene Ontology annotation, cellular component: cytoplasm; mitochondrion. Lineage: Eukaryota; Metazoa; Arthropoda; Insecta; Coleoptera; Buprestidae. Gene Ontology annotation, biological process: protein lipoylation.
GUGUAAAGGAGGCACAACAGCUACAGGACUGUCUUAAAUUGUGUUGUAUAUAGUUGAUCCAAAAACUUGAGAACCAUAUACACAAGAAAAAUGGUUUUAGGACAGGGUAAAAUUUCUAGUUUUACGUUCGCUCUCUGCAAAGUGUCUUCUAAAUAUUACUCUACAACAAAGACUAUUCAAAAAUCAGUGUUUAUAUCGCAGUCGAAAGACGUCUUUGAAAAUUUAGCACUUGAAGAAUGGUUGUAUAGUAAUAUGAACUUUAAGAAUCAUCACGUGCUAAUGUUGUGGAGAAAUGACCCUUGUAUUAUAAUGGGUAGGCACGCAAACCCGUGGGUAGAUAUUGGUAACAAUCAAAAAAGCAAUAUGCAGAUAGCACGUAGACAGAGUGCUGGAAAGACAGUUUACCAAGAUAAUGGAAAUCUUAAUUUCACAUUUUUUGCGCCUUCUAAACAUCUUAUGCAAACACACAAUCUGGAAGUAAUCAAAAGAGCUAUAUUUAGAAAAUACAGUAUCCAUAUAGAUGUUGAAAACAAUAAAUUAUUCCUUAGGAACAUGAAACUAGGUGAAGCUGCCUUAAAAAUUGGCUACCCAAAUUCUUACCACCAUUGUAGUAUCAGAGUGGAAAAUAGUAAACAAGAGUUUGAAAAGAAAAUGUGGAAUUUGAAUUGUGAAAACCAUAAAGUCACUGUAAGUGGAAUGUUAAGUGCAGUGGGAUGGGAAUUUUUGAGGACAGAUAUGGUAACUCUAAUUGAUGGGGGACAAGAAGAAGCAAAUAAACAAAAAGGAUUUCAUAUGGUCAAUCCUAAAGAAGCAUGGUUUCCAGGAAUCAAUUCAAUCAAAGAAAAGCUGGAAUCGUGGGAGUGGUGCUAUGGAUAUCCUCAUGAUUUUACAGUAACUCGCUCUUUAAGAAUUCCUUUAGAAUUUUCAAAACCAGAUUUCGAUUCAAAGGAGAAUAUGAAGCUAAAAAUUGUUAUUAAAAAGGGUAUUGUUAGUGAUAUAUUUUUUUUUAUUCCGCCUGGUCUAACAAAUACCGGUUUUACUGGAGAAGCAAGUGUUAUUUCAAAUAUCAAAGGCCAAAAAUUUAACAAACAUAUUCUUCAAUAUUUAAUGGCAUCGUUAGGACAAAGUGAAGACAGUUCUGAUAAAGAGAAGGCCAUCAAUCAACAUAUGCAAAGGGUCGUGACAUCUCUUUAAUUAAUACAUAAUUUUAUCAUUGUUUAUUUUGAGUUAAUUUGUGUAACUGCUUUUCCAUUUAAUUAAAUUUCCUAAGGACAUGCAUUAAUUGCAUGCUUUUAUAUUUUAGUCGCUUUUAUCGCUAUUGUCGCAGUGUACAAA